Molecule: messenger RNA, 813 nt
Organism: Phaeoacremonium minimum UCRPA7
Lineage: Eukaryota; Fungi; Ascomycota; Sordariomycetes; Togniniales; Togniniaceae
Product: putative frg1-like family protein
Exons: 1
Coding region: 1-813 (270 amino acids)
Cellular component (GO): striated muscle dense body; catalytic step 2 spliceosome; nucleolus
Molecular function (GO): actin filament binding
Source: RefSeq, a predicted model, not a curated record
AUGGUCAAGCCGCUCACGUUCAAGGGCGACAAGAAGGCGAAGAAGAGGAAGCGAACCGAGGGCGAAAAGGCUGCAGAUGAUGAAGGGAAGCAAUUGAAGGCUGUCAAGACUGAAGAGGAGGACGAUGAAAACGACGACAGCUGGGUGUCAGCCGAGGCAGUCACAGAUGUAUCCGGGCCAGUGAUGAUAGUCCUACCGUCGGAGCCGCCCACAGCUUUGUCAUGCGACGCAUAUGGAAAGGUGUUCACCUUACCCAUCGAGAACAUCGUCGACUCCAAUCCGGAGACCGCUGAGCCACAUGAUGUCCGGCAGGUGUGGGUUGCAAACAAGAUCUCAGGAACAGAAUACUACCGCUUCAAGGGCCAUCAAGGGAAGCUUUUAAGCUGUGACAAGUAUGGCAUUCUGUCCGCCACGACCGAGGCAGUCACUCCGCUCGAGUCUUUCGUCCUCAUUGCUACCGCCGACACGCCCGGUACUUUUCAAAUACAGACCUUACGGGACACCUUCCUGACGGUGAAAGCAUCCACAUCAUCUAAGGCUAAUGCCGCGCCCGAAGCCCGUGGCGAUGCAACCGACAUCAGCUUUGAUACGACAGUCCGCAUCCGUAUGCAGGCACGGUUCAAACCUCGCAUCAAGGCGACGAAGGCAGAGAAGGCGAAUCAAAAGAUCAGUAGGGCAGAGCUUGAGGCGGCAGUUGGUAGGAGGUUAGAGGAAGACGAGGUUAAGAUUCUGAAGAAGGCUCGACGGGAAGGCGAUUACCAUGAAAGGCUGCUCGACAUAAAAGUCAAGAACAAGCACGACAAGUUUGGUUGA